ACGUGAUUGCGAAACAAUUGUGCAUAAUUGCUGAUUUUGGGUUCGUACUACGAAUAUAAACGGGGACAUAAUGAAGUAUGGAAGUACAAGGGGCGGUGUGAGGGAUCUCACCUUCGAGGAGGCGCUAUUUACUGGAUAUGCUUGUGACGGGGGUAUACUGCUUCCACAACAAAUACCUUCAGUGCCAAUAGAGACCCUGAAGAGCUGGAAGGACCUUUCCUUUGUAGAACUAGCCAAAAAGAUUGUUCCAUACUUUAUUUCGGAAGAAGAAAUUCCAGCACCAGAUUUGAAUGAAUUGCUGGAUAAAGCCUAUGGUACUUUUUCCUGCCCCGAAAUUGCUCCGGUUGCUAGCCUCAAAGAUGACGUCACCAUACUUGAAUUAUUCCAUGGUAAGACGUGGGCUUUUAAAGAUUUGGCUCUUUCCUGUGUUGGACAGUUUAUCAACUACUUUUGCUCGAGAAGUAAAACGCACUACACGGUUAUUGUAGGAACAUCCGGGGACACUGGUAGUGCUGCAAUCGAGGCAGUCCGCGGACUAAAAUGGGUAGACAUUAUUGUAUUGUUGCCUCGUGGACGGACCUCAUACGUACAGGAGAAACAAAUGACCACUGCAACAGACAAAAACGUGCACGUGUUCAGAGUUGACGGUACGUCUGAUGACCUUGACCUUAUAAUAAAACCAGUUUUCCUGGACGAGGACUUUCAAAAGAAGUACCACCUUACAAGUAUUAAUUCAAUCAACUGGUCUCGAAUAAUGGUGCAAAUUGUGCACUACUUUUAUGCCUAUCUGAAGAUGUGCGAUGAUUGUGGUCGUCCUGUAGAAAUUGCUGUGCCAACGGGGGCAUGCGGAAAUGUUACAUCUGGUUGUAUCGCAGCUAAAAUGGGCCUUCCCAUAAGACUUGUGUGUGCUGUCACGUGCAACGAUAUUGUGUCUCGUACCAUUGCAAGUGGAGAUUUUAGCAUGGCUCCGGACGUAACACCAACUUUAGCACCAGCGAUGGACAUACAGAUACCUUAUAACAUGGAGCGUAUAUGGUAUAUCUUCAGUGAGGGGGAUACAGCCCUCGUUUCGGGUUUGAUGGCGCAGUUUGAAAAGAAUGGUUCUGUCAAAGUUCCUGAUGAGCUUGCGAAGAAAAUCUCGAGCGUUAUUGUGGAUACCUUCGUGGCAACAGACGAUGACGUAAAGGCGACUAUGUUAAAGAUAUGGAAGGACAACUCUUACCAAAUAUGUCCUCACACAUCUACUGCUGUAGCAUAUCACCUUGGUCAAAGAAAAAAGAAUGACAUGAAAACCCCGCGUAUCUGUAUAGCGACAGCGUCUGUCGCUAAGUUUCAAGAAGCGGUAAAAGCAGCCGGUGUGCCGGUACAACAAGAUGAGAGAGUUACCGCCCUUCAGAACAUGGACACGAAAUACGAAGAUAUGGAAAAGGGAGAAGAUUGGGAAAAGCUACUGAGGAAAAAGAUAGUUGAAAUUAAUGCUUAAAGGGGAACGUGUAAUUUUUUUUAUCAUUUUAACAUGCAACAUUUUAUAAAAACGUCGUUAUUAACCGGCCAAAAAAAAUAAAUCCGGACACAAUUACUUGAAUAAUGUUCACAUGUUAAGACGACAGUCUUUUUGCGUAUUAUGACGUAGUCGUUCUUUUAUGACUUGUUUAUUGUCAAAUUAAGGUAUUGUUGACAUAUAUACAUUUAGCAUUAUAGAGGUAUUUUAUACUGUUAAACGAGUUGAGUCAAAUAAUAAAUUGCUAGGCUUUGCCAAGUAGAUUAUAGUUUUUGUUCAGUGCGUUUAAUAAUACCAAUUUCAAUGUAGAAAGACACAAUGUAGUGUUCUUUUUAUCGUAUGUUAGCUUUUUUGCUUCUUCUUAAUGCUAGUUCGACCAACGUCUUCUACAGGCCUACUGAAAACGACGUCAACGUUAAAAUGUUCUUACAUUUGUGUAUUACCAAAAA
Messenger RNA from Mercenaria mercenaria, 1950 nucleotides. RefSeq names its product threonine synthase-like 2. Gene Ontology annotation, molecular function: pyridoxal phosphate binding. The transcript has 9 exons. Bases 71 to 1483 code for a protein of 470 amino acids. The record is from RefSeq and is a predicted model, not a curated record. Lineage: Eukaryota; Metazoa; Mollusca; Bivalvia; Venerida; Veneridae. Gene Ontology annotation, biological process: dephosphorylation; 2-oxobutyrate biosynthetic process.